This is a messenger RNA of Diabrotica balteata, 417 nucleotides long. NCBI's taxonomy places the organism in Eukaryota, Metazoa, Arthropoda, Insecta, Coleoptera, Chrysomelidae. The record is from the annotation of a GenBank genome assembly.
AUGCAGAAGCCACUGAUUGCUUUCGCCGUGCUGUGUUUGGCACAAUUAUCUUAUGCGGCAUACCCCAUUAAAGAUUUCGGCGAACCAUUGAAGACCGACUUUAAAAUCUGGCACGACAACUGUGAACUUUAUAUUCCUGGUGUAACACAAAAAGAAAUCAACAGAGUCCGAGAAGGACACUUUGAUACAGACAACCUAGCCAUUAAGCUUAACACUGAUAUGAUUAUGAACAAGGCUAUGUUGGAUCUAUACAUGCCCAAGAAACUUAUGGAAGAAGAAUACAUCGGCUAUUUGAUGUGUGCUUCACAGUUCAGAAAUUACAAAAAGAUGCCCAUUAUUGAUAAGAUCUUUGGAAUGCUCGAAUGCAAUUACAACAGAAAUCCUGACGUAAGUUUUCAAUAUAAUGUUUAUCAAUAA